UCUUCCAUUUUCUUGAAUUGAAUAUAUUGAAUGAAAGAAAGAAGGACUAUUCUAAUUCUCUAUUCUCAUAAAUGAUUCCAAAUUCAUUUGGGUUAUUCUAAAAAUUCAUGUUCCUUUUUUUUUCUAUUACUUACCAUUACCACUAUUUUCCCUCUUUUUAUUUGUGUUUAGCUAUUUUGAUCAUCAACCCAUUACCCAAUACCCACCCUUUAAAUUCACCCCAUUUCACCCUUUUCAAUAAUCAAAAAAAAACCCAAAAAAAAGUUUUAAUCUUUCUAGUGAGAGAAACUAAAUUCAAAGAUUUAAUUUAAACCCCAAAAAAUAUUACAAUAAAAGGGCUAAAUGGGUGCAAUAUAUCCAAAUUCCUUGUUCUCAAAUUCCAAUUAUAAUUGGUUAUUUCCUGGUGAUUUAAAGAGUACAAAUUGGACUAAAGAAGAGAACAAGCAAUUUGAGAAAGCAUUAGCAAUAUUUGAUGAUAAUACACCUGAUAGAUGGUCUAGAAUUGCUGGUAUGAUUCCUGGGAAAUCUGUUAGAGAUGUAAUUAAACAAUAUCAAGAAUUAUUAGAAGAUGUUAGUGAUAUUGAAGCUGGUUUAGUUCCAAUUCCUGGUUAUAAUCUUGUUUCUUCUUCUCCUUUCACAUUGGAAUGGGUUGAUAAUACAAGGUUUGAUACUUUUAGAAAAAAGUCUUCUGCUAUGGUUAGGCCUCUUGAACAAGAGAGGAAAAAGGGUGUUCCUUGGACUGAAGAUGAGCAUAAGCGGUUUCUACUCGGCCUUCAGAAGCAUGGCAAAGGCGAUUGGAGGAACAUAUCGCGCUACUUUGUAAUCACAAAGACACCAACCCAAGUAGCUAGCCAUGCCCAAAAAUACUUCUUAAGGCAAAAUUCAGGAGGAAAGGAUAAAAGAAGGCCUAGCAUACAUGAUAUCACAACUGCUAAUCUAUCAGAUAAUAGUACAAUUCCACCCAUUUCAGAAACCAAUUGUGCACCAUUCCCUUUACUCGAGAAAUCGAUCAACAUAAUGCCUAAGAUGCUAGUCGAUUGGAGUAACUCGAAUGGUGAUGCGUUAAUGGUUAUAAACCCGAGUCAUGGGAGCCAGAAUCUGUACAGCACAGUCUACCAAGGAGCCUCAGCCUAUGUAGGAUCACAUUAGAGUAAGGGAUAAGAAACAGAACUGGUAACUAUUUCUUAUAGUUCAUGUAUGAUACAUUAUGUCUCAAAUUGAUCAGUAUAGUUAUUUGUUGACAUAUUUAUCAUCAUUAAUCUGAAUCUUUUGAUGGGUAUAUUGUAUAUUUGAAUUCUGAAUUUAUUGCUUGAUAGUUAGUUUUAAUCCAUAGAUGGGUUUUGAGAGUUUAGAGUAAAAACAAUGAAAAAAUUGAGUAUGUGAUCUCUGUUUAGGUUAGAAGUGUGGAUGCAAUACGACCCUUUUCAUACUUGAUGCUUAAUAUUCUACUUUAAAUAGAGGUGGUUGAGAAUUGAACCUGUGAUCUUUUGUCACGUUGACUCUAAUACCAUGUCAAAGAAUUAACUUAACCAAAAGCUUAUGCAGAUAGUUGAAGCCUUAUAUGUUAUAUUCUUCAACAGUUUAGUUGGGAAAACAAAACAAAAAAAAUUUAGAUGGUACUUACAAGUAAGAGAAGGAAGAAAGUGAGGAGAAUCAUUUUAUAAAAAGUAAUGUUGUAAAUAAAAUGCGCCAAACAUAAAUGAAAAUUGCAGCCGACUUAUACAGCAAAGAAGUAAUUUUUAAAUUACAAUUUUUGCACAAUUGCUAGAGCAAAGAUUCAUAUAAUGAACAUGACUAAUUUUCCACCCAAAUUAUACUCACAUCAUUCACACUGAAUCACACAGGAUAUAUACUAUUUAUGAAUAUGAAUAUUAAUCAAGCCCAUUUUAUUUUAUUUUUGGGGAUUAACAUAAGUAUCAACUUGUUAAGUAAUUAAUUCAAACGGAAAUUUAAGUUGAUGAUUGAAGCUCAAAGAUAUAGGUUAUAUUCUAUUACGCUUCAUUAUACAAGAGUCUUAUCUCCUUUAUAACCGACGCUAAUAAUUUCACUAGAAAUAAAAGUGAAUGAAAAAUUUAAAUUAAACCUUACGUGGAGGAGGUCUAUAAUAAGGAUUAAUUUAGAAGAAUCUAGACAAGUAGGAUGAAGACCCAUGUCACACCAAAAAAGCAGCAGCCAAAUUAGCUGACUAAAAAGAGGUGACCCUAGCGAGUAAAACCUUUGAAUCUGAUUGAUUGCUUUUUCUCUUCUCCUAAAUGUAUAACAUUACAACCCUUCAUAAGAUUUUUAGUGGAUCCGAACAUGGCCAAGGUGACCUAACCAUUCAUCACCGUCACUUAUUCAUUGGGCUGACUCUGAAUUCCACUUUCAAACAAACAACAUUGGUCGUUACAAGUUCUAUUGUAAGAUUGUUCGUAAAUAUAGUUUUUAAAAACUCAAUGGGUAAUGAAUAAUAGAUACUUUUUUUGUCUUUUAUAGUUGAUAUUUAAACUACAUUAUAAAAAAAACACUAAUAACUCAUACUCGCCCUUCGUCCUUUUAAGUUUGCACCUUAAAAAAUACUUAAAUAUCUGAGAAUUUUUUGAAUUCUAAGGGUGCAAUUGCAAAUAGAUAGAGUAAGUAUUACUUAGCAAAAAAUGCAAAUUACAUUUGAAUUUAAUUUAAAUUAAUAUCAGUCUUUUACAUAAAAAAAACAUAUUACAGUCAUAAAAUUAUAACCCACUUUAUUCUUACUAAUGGAUAACCAUGCAAAGAUGGGAGAUCACAAAAGAUCCCCUUAUUAUUUUCACCUUU
Molecule: messenger RNA, 2790 nt
Organism: Amaranthus tricolor (Joseph's coat)
Lineage: Eukaryota; Viridiplantae; Streptophyta; Magnoliopsida; Caryophyllales; Amaranthaceae
Product: transcription factor DIVARICATA-like
Exons: 2
Coding region: 343-1149 (268 amino acids)
Molecular function (GO): DNA binding
Source: RefSeq, a predicted model, not a curated record